This is a messenger RNA of Cryptosporidium muris RN66, 1242 nucleotides long. RefSeq lists its product as uncharacterized. Gene Ontology annotation, biological process: inositol phosphate biosynthetic process. The transcript has a single exon. The record is from RefSeq and is a predicted model, not a curated record. Gene Ontology annotation, molecular function: kinase activity. Gene Ontology annotation, cellular component: cytoplasm; nucleus. The coding region runs from base 1 to 1242 and encodes 413 amino acids. NCBI's taxonomy places the organism in Eukaryota, Apicomplexa, Conoidasida, Eucoccidiorida, Cryptosporidiidae.
AUGUGCAUUAUUUAUAAGUAUAAAUGCAAAAAUGAAUUACGACCAAUCAAAUUUACUUCAGAAAAUCAAGAAGAUCGCUUUAUGGGCUCUAAAACAAUUUUAAGGGAUAAUAAAGGAACUGUUUAUAAAAUAAUCCCAAGUGAUAAUAGAAGAGAAGUUGAAUUUUAUAUGUCAAUAGAUAAGUAUCAUGUACUUAAUAAAUACUCAAUUAUUCCAAAAUUUAGAAAGAUCGUUAAAGUAGAGAGAUCUUCAAUAUAUAAGCAGUAUAAUAAUAAUGAAAGAACUAAUAAUCAAAGACAUUUUAUGAUAAGACACUUACCAAAUUUUUUAAUAGCAAAUUUUCUACAAAAUAUCGAUCUUAGAAAUUCCAAUGAAAGUAUUAUCUACCAAAAUUUAGAUUGUUCAAAUUUCCAAUCAUCUUGUUCUAAUAAUAAUUCAAUAAUGACAUCAUUGAAAAAAAGUAAUAUGGAAUAUAAAAUAGCCAUAGCAAUGGAUGAUUUUGUCAAAGGUUACAAACACCCACACAUACUUGAUCUUAAGCUAGGUACAUCUUGGAUAGGACAAAUGGAAGGGGAACCUGCAUUCAAAGCAAGACAAUUACUAUUUGAGAUGUUUCCUAAAAAGGAGGAUAGAAAAUUAGAAAUAGAAAAACGGCUAUUAGAAAAAAUUCAAGAAAAAGAAGAAAGUAAAUCUAAUUUAAAUAUAUCAAAUAAUUAUAAAUCAAUAUAUCCUUUUAAUCUAGAAAUAUCCGAUGAGGAGUACCAAUGGAAAUUAUGCACACAAAAAAGUUGUAUACUAAAACGUAUAUCUGGACUAAUUCAUAGAAUAUAUAAAAGGAACAUAAAAUCAGAUAUAAUAUUCAGAGAUUCUAAUUUAAGUAAUUAUAAUAUUCAAAAUGACAAUAGCUAUUAUUCUUUAGUAUCUCCAGCUUCCGCAAAUAUUCAUGAUUUAAGAUAUUUAUUGAAGUCCUACAAACAGCAAUUAACUAUUGAAACAACAUGCCAACAUGAAAUUGGAAUUAGGAUUCAGGGUCUAAUAGGAAAUGAUAAGUUUGUUACACGCCAACAAGGGAAGGAACUUUCUGCAGUUAAAACAAAACAAACUAUUGAAAAUUUUUUAUCUAUGUCUCCUCAACUCUGUAGACUAGCAAUAAGAAAACUUCAAAUACUAAAAACUUGGCUUUUAACUCAAACAAAUUUUAAGUUAAUUGCAACUUCAAUUGUACUUGUUUUUGAUAGGUAA